This is a messenger RNA of Clarias gariepinus (North African catfish), 1225 nucleotides long. RefSeq names its product BOLA class I histocompatibility antigen, alpha chain BL3-7-like. NCBI's taxonomy places the organism in Eukaryota, Metazoa, Chordata, Actinopteri, Siluriformes, Clariidae. Bases 83 to 775 code for a protein of 230 amino acids. The transcript is spliced from 5 exons. Gene Ontology annotation, biological process: immune response. The record is from RefSeq and is a predicted model, not a curated record. Gene Ontology annotation, cellular component: external side of plasma membrane.
UGAAUAUCCAGACUUCUGGAACAGACACACAGAGAUUUAUCAGCAUUUGGAGGGGAGCUUAAGAAAAGGCCUGGGUAUAGUGAUGAAGAACUUUAAUCACACCGCAGGAGUUCACACACUGCAGCUGAUGUACGGCUGUGAGAUUGAUAAUGACGGCACCACAAGAGGACACAUGCAGUUAGGAUAUGAUGGAAAAGAUUUCCUCAAUUUUGAUGUAAAUAAUAAAACAUGGAUUUCAGCCAAAUCUCAGGAUGAGAUCAGCAAACAGACUUGUGAUUUUAUUAAUAAUGUGACCACUGAAGACUGGAAGAACUAUGUGGGCAUCGACUGUAUCAACAGGAUAAAUGAAUAUAUGUCUUAUGGCAGAGAGAUUUUGGAGAGAAAAGUUGUUCCCGAGGUGUCAGUGUUCCAGAAACACUUUCCUUCUCCAGAGGUGGUGUGUCACACUACAGGUUUCUUCCCGAAACCACUAAAUAUCACCUGGCAGAAGGACGGAGAGGACGUGCAUGAAAACGUGGAGCUCGGAGAGACGUUACAUAACCAGGAUGGAAGCUUCCAGAAGAGAAGCAUUCUGAAAGUCCCAGCUGAGGAGCUGCAGAAACACAACUACACCUGCGUGGUUCAGCACAGCAGCUUGGAGAAGGAGUUAGUGCGAGAAGUACCAAAAGGUGGAGGAUCGAUUGCUAUCAUCUCUGCUGUAGUCGCGGCUCUCGUCGCUCUCGUUGCCGUUGUUGCUGGAAUUGUGGUCUGGAAGAAGAAGAAGAACUCUGGCUGAAGGGUCAAGGCCGUACCCUACAUCCUGACGUUGGGAGAUGAUGACCAGCGCUGCUCUCAGGCAUUCGUCAUUCUGGUGGGACAGGCUCUGGAGCAAUGCACACUACUUGGGGCGGUUGAUGUGUGCUUCAAGGCAUUUUAUAUUUUUGACAUUAACUAUUUAAAGUAGUGUGCUCCUGUAUAGGACUUUUUGUAAUGUUGCUAUGAAAUAGCAAGGCCUACUUGAAAAGUCAUAGACAGUGUUUGUAUGUUAAAACGGGACCAGGGCUGGAUAGUUUUGUUCUUCAGAAAAGAUAUCUAAUGUCACAGAGAGAUCCUGCUCUGUAGAAGCUGCCUCAGCCUAUUUGUGUUAUUACUCCAUUCUGCCCUUGUGAGUAAUAGUAUAGUAAUGAUGUCGCUGUUGAUUAUCUGUUCUUGUGCUUUUGAAAAAUAAAUGUUUUUUCUAUGAACA